AUGCAUGCUAGAUUUAGGACUGAUGGCCUACUCAAUGCACAAGUCAACUUUGCCUUUGAGGAAAAGGAGCCAGACCCAGCCCAGGACUUGCCCCAUACAGUGAGCACACUGCAGCCAGGCAUGCUGGAGAAGAUGGUAAACCUCCUGGUUCCUCAACACCAGAAGGAGGAUCCCUUCUUCGUGCCAGCCUUCCUGUUCACUUAUAGGAGGUUCACCACCACAGGCCAAGUGUUGGACCUUCUGUUUAACAGAUAUUCACAUUUCCAUCCUAACUGUGAGAAGGAUGAAGAAGUAAAGAAAACCCUGUGUUCCACGCUUGCCAUGUGGCUGGACAAGUACCCUGAGGAUUUCUGCCAGUCCAAGGACCUGGCCAACCUGAAUAAGCUGAUGGCCUACGUGCUGCUCCACAUGCCCUCCUCAGACCUGGCAGUCCGUGGACACCUCCUCCUCACCCAACUGAAGGAGCAGGAGAACAAGGAGGCAGACAAAAAGACAAAGGAGUCCUUAGUCUCCUUGAAGAUUCAGUCCCACCUCAACUUCUAG
Messenger RNA from Dipodomys spectabilis (banner-tailed kangaroo rat), 543 nucleotides. RefSeq names its product ral guanine nucleotide dissociation stimulator-like. The coding region runs from base 1 to 543 and encodes 180 amino acids. The transcript has 5 exons. Lineage: Eukaryota; Metazoa; Chordata; Mammalia; Rodentia; Heteromyidae. The record is from RefSeq and is a predicted model, not a curated record.